Messenger RNA from Triticum dicoccoides, 2812 nucleotides. RefSeq names its product paired amphipathic helix protein Sin3-like 5. The transcript has 16 exons. Lineage: Eukaryota; Viridiplantae; Streptophyta; Magnoliopsida; Poales; Poaceae. Gene Ontology annotation, molecular function: transcription corepressor activity. Bases 53 to 2518 code for a protein of 821 amino acids. The record is from RefSeq and is a predicted model, not a curated record. Gene Ontology annotation, biological process: negative regulation of transcription by RNA polymerase II. Gene Ontology annotation, cellular component: histone deacetylase complex; chromatin.
UCGAGCAUUAAUUUGCAGGACUGAUCGUCAGCGCUAGCAGCAGUGAAAGCAAAUGGCGUCUUCCGAUGAAGCUGACGACGACAAUUACGGAUAUAAAACGGGGAAAAAGGGAUACACGGUGGAGACUGUGCAAUGCUUGCUGUUUGCUAGAGACAACCUCCCCAGCCACGUGUACCGCAAGUUCGUCAAGGCCAUGACCGAGGUUUGGAAAAACCGUGCUGACCCGGAUGGUGAAAUAAGGAACAUCUGCCCUGAAAACUGCAUCGAGACGGCGUUGAAGCUAUUUCAGGGUUGGGCCACAGUUAAGCAGAGCUUCCUGAACUUCAUUGAAGGCCGUAGCCCCGUCGAAGGCAAUGGCAAUGCCGAUGCUGAUGCCGAAGCCGUUGUUGUCAACCCCUUGAUACAGAAACCAAUGGAUUUUCUUUCCAGACUGAAGGCAUGCCCCAACAUGAGCGACGAUCAUUAUGCCGCUUUUUUGAAAAUCAUGCAAGAUUAUUUCAGGGACAGGACCAUGACCCCUCGAAAAGUUUACAAGAAGGUGAGGAGAUGCAUGCGCGACUGUCCUGAGUUGUUGGAAGAGUUUGUGGAUAAUUUUCUCCCUGCAGACCUAAAGGCCUUUGUAAAGGUUAAAGCAAAUGAUAAUCACCGCUCGGAUGGUAUCCAUAUGAAAGAAGGUUACGGAGAAUUGCAUCACGCCGAAGAGGAUGAGGAAGACAAGGUUAAACCCUUGCCAGACUGGAAUUCCUCAAAAGCUCAGGAAUUGCCCCCAGAAGUGGAUCCCAAGAAGCUCGAACGAGCUUCCACUCCUAGCUAUUACCUGCUGCCAGAUAAUUUAACUCUUCAUUCAAGUUAUUGGACCAAUCUGGGGAGGUCUAUUCUCAACGAUACUUUGGUUUGUUCUGUAUCUGGGAUGGAAAGCUCUAAGCACAAAACUAUAAAUGGUUACGAGACAAACAUUUUAUACUGCGAAGAAGACAUGUUUGAGAGUGACAUGCUAUUACACCGGUUUCGUGCGACUGCUGACCUUAUUGCCAAUCUCCAAACUCGUGCUGGCAUCCAUUUGAAGAUAAGCGAGCAUUUAACUCCUCUACACCGGAGGUGCAUUGAAAAACUAUAUGAUGAUGAUCCUGAGCUGGAUGAUCUGUUGGAGAGUCCGAAUACUAGUUCUGUUCUUGCUGUUCUACUUUCUCGUUUAAAGCAGAAGGUAGAAGAUUUAUCGGAGGCGCGCUCAUAUUUGCAUAAGGCGCACUCACAAGUUAUUGCCAAAAAUUACUACAGAUCGCUUGAUCAUCGUGGCCUCUCUUUCAAACAAUUGGAUGCAAAGAGGAUGAGCCAAAAAGCAUUGCUGGCAGAAGCAAAUGAAAUCAAUAAAAAGAAUUCGAAUGCUGGAGAUAAAAAUGCUGAUACAGACAUGUCCAAUGCUGGAGAUAAACAUGCUGAUACAGACAUGCACAAGGACAUAAGCAGUAUAAUAUCCUCUGCAUGUGCCUCUGAAGAGAAGCAGGUGAUGAAUUGGGCGAAAAUAGUACAUCCAUUUCUUUCUGCUCAUUGUCUAUGGCCUUCAUCUAAGGAAACUGUAGCUCCCGCAAAAGCUUGCGAACAUUGCCGCACCAGCAAAGAUUUUCUCAGUAGCAUACCUGAUGCUUUGCCUGCUACUAAGCUUCCUUCACCUUCCAAGAGAGGGGAAUUCAUAAAGAAAAAUUCUAACGACUUGAGCUCUUCACACGAUGGUUUUGGCCAAGACAUUGAGGAGGGUGACUUCAUGCCCGAACCAGAAAUCAUUGAGUCAGAUGUCAUGCUUGGUGCCGGAAAAGAACCAGUAAGUUGUGAUGUUGCCACUUCCGGUAUAGAUGGGUUGAGCUCUCAUUGUCGCAUGAUCGGUACUUCUGAACCUAGUACUCGUGACCACGGAUACAAACAUGAGAAGCAGCAUGAAUCAAGGCAACACUCCAAAACAUCAGCUAAACUGCGUGGUGUGAAAGGAGGCACUUGUUGUUUUCUCAUUGUGCUUCGCAGGCUUUACCAGAUUUUAUAUGACAGACUACAAACUGCGAGAAGUUUAUGCGCCGAUGAUCUAUUAUAUGCAGAGUUUAAGGAGAAAAUCAUCAAGCUGCAUGCCCACUGUAUUGAUAAUUCCAGUUUUGAAGACUUCUGCCUGCAAUUUCUUGGGCCAAAGUCCGUUGAACUUUUUACUCUGGAUAUAGUGAUAAACCGAGUUAUCAAGCAGUUGUGCAUAAUUUAUUCAAGAGAUCAAGACAACUCGCUCUUCCAAUUCCUUGAGAACUUUGGAAGACCAGUUCUACCCAAACCCGUGUUCAGUCAUCAAAACUUUCCCAACAAUCCAUCAAAUGGGUUACCGAAGUAUGAUCAAGAGGAGCAAGAGAAAGCUCUUGCCGAUACCGAAAAACUUCCGCGCCAUUUUGAGAGAAGGAAAAAACGCAAGUUGGAGAACGGUGCAACGAGUUCCUCAGCUUGGAGUUCCUCUCAGCUUGGAGCAGUGACUAAAACUCAUGGUUGAAUGUUAUACCUUGGUGUAGUGUGCAUGCUAGAUGUGAUUAUUCGAAAUAUGGUUACAAUUAAAUAGAGAAAUAUAAUUGUGUUUGUUAUAUCAGGAACUACUCUAAUCCCAUGAAGUUAGUUAGAAAACAAAAAUCAUAAUGUGCUUUGGUAGGCGCAGAUAACUAUUCUGUUCUAAUCCCAUACAAAUGAUGUUAUUUUUGCAAAAAAAAUAGUAUGCAGUUCAAUUCUGUUCUUUUUGCAUAACGCAUUUGAAACUUCUAAUUGCUUCCUCCUGGUCCUGGGCCUAGCCAUU